CUAGUCUGCCCGCCCUGCGGUUCCGGAGCGUCACGGUGCUCCGGGGCCUGAGGUCCUGUCAGGUGAGGAGGUCGCGCCGGCAGAGGCUCCGGCUGUGGCAACUCGGUGCUGGAAGCUCCUGCCGGGGCGAGUUUAGUUGUUAAGUGGGCGCGGCACCACCCCGCUGCCUCCUUCCCUUGUGGCAGCCAUGGCGAAAGGCAGAGUCGUCGAACGAUCGUCGCCGGAGGCACUGCACACGACCCCAGUGCGAGAUGGGGCGGCGAGGACGCGAGGUCCCGCGGCGUCAGGUAGCGGAGACCACCUGAAGGAAAAAGCCUGGGCAGAAGCUGGGUCAGCAAGAAUGUCACUCCUUAUAUUGGUGUCCAUUUUCUUAUCUGCAGCUUUUGUUAUGUUUUUGGUAUACAAAAAUUUUCCUCAGCUUAGUGAAGAAGAAAGAUUGAAUAUGAAGGUCCCCAGAGAUAUGGAUGAUGCCAAGGCUCUAGGAAAAAUUUUAUCCAAAUAUAAGGACACCUUUUAUGUACAAGUACUUGUAGCUUAUUUUGCUACAUAUAUUUUCUUGCAAACAUUUGCUAUACCAGGCUCUAUAUUUCUCAGUAUACUCUCAGGGUUUCUUUAUCCCUUUCCACUAGCCUUAUUUCUUGUUUGUUUGUGUUCUGGACUUGGUGCCUCAUUUUGUUAUAUGCUCUCCUAUUUAGUUGGGAGACCGGUUGUGUACAAAUACCUAACAGAGAAAGCAGUAAAAUGGUCACAACAGGUUGAACGUCAUAGAGAACAUCUCAUUAACUACAUUAUAUUUUUAAGAAUAACACCAUUCCUGCCUAACUGGUUUAUUAAUAUUACAUCUCCUGUGAUAAACGUGCCUUUGAAAGUUUUUUUUAUUGGCACUUUUCUAGGUGUUGCACCUCCAUCUUUUGUAGCAAUUAAGGCAGGAACAACUCUGUACCAGCUUACAACAGCAGGGGAAGCUGUUUCCUGGAACUCAGUAUUUAUUUUGAUGAUCUUGGCUGUUCUUUCUAUUUUGCCAGCCAUCUUCCAAAAAAAACUAAAGCAGAAAUUUGAGUAAAAAGUUGCCAAGUUUUUCAUUUUCCUUCCAUCAUCAUCAUCAUCAUCAUCAUCAUCUCAAGAUUGGCAGGUGCAUCCAUUUAUGUUUUUAAAUCACAUCUUCAGUAAUUGAAACAAGGAAUUUGUAAAAUAAAACUUCCUAUCAGUUUAAAAUAAUGGUUUUAAAUGGUAAGGGGACGAAGAAAGCAUAAAUUGACAUUGAUAUACUCUGAAAAAUGCUGUCUAGUUAAUGGUGGACAUCUUAUAAAUUAUGGUACUAAAGGUAGUUAUAGAUAAUAGCAAUGUGGUAGAAAAUAUUCAAUUAACAUUUUUCUCUUUUAAGUCUAAUAACUAAAAUAUAUUCUAGACUUUAUAAAUAGUGUUACAGUUCUUGCUAAUGUUAGCCUUCUUUCAGCAAAUAAAACAGAUAACUAAUAAGAGAUUUAUGUUUUCUUCCUCUUUGUAUCCUUUAAGGUAAUGGAUUUGUUUAGAGAUUACAUCUUAGUUGACCACAGAAUAUGGAAAAGAUAGCAAGUUACCUAUUUUGUGAAUUUUAUUUUUCUGUUCUAAAUUUUUAUCAUGCACUAGUCUGAAAUUUAAAAUUCUGGCUAGGCUGUUUUCAUUCUUUUUUCUAGCUUUUACAGUAUUUCCACUGUACAUAUACAAAACAUGAAUUACAUGAUAACUAUCAUUUGGUGUUGAUAAUUUGUAUGCUCAGAUAAUAUUUUGUUAUAAUACCUCUAUCACAGGAGGGGAUCUAAAAAACAAACACUCAAAGUAUGCAGUUUUUAAACAUUAGGUUAAUUAUAUUUUGAAAUAGAAACAGUGGAAGGACAGCUCUUAAGUAGUUAAAUAUAGUUUGUUUCAGUGACUAAAAUUUACCUCAUUUAUUUAUUAGUCUAGUCAUUAAGGAAGGUGUUAUGUAAUUAUCCUUUUCAUGCAUGGUAUACCUAUAAGAAUGCCUUAUUUCAUUUCUGUUUGGCUUUUUAGUUUGGGACUGCUUUUGAUUAAUGCAGUUUCCCAGUUAGUGUUUUUACUUUUUCUAACUUACAAAGUAAAAUUAAUUUCUCACAUGGGAAAUACAAUAUUUAAAUAGUUCUGGAAAAAUGAACCCACUUUUGCUGCUUGGUUAAUGGUUAUGCCUUGGAUUCCUUGAUUCUAGGACGUAGCCAAUCUAAAGUACUCUUGUCAGUUUUACCUUUACCCCAAAACUGUCGUUAUGUUGAAAAGUACUUCAGCUGUGUGAGAAGCCCUUGUGUAUUUUUAUUAUGAGAGGUAUAACCAUCUUCAAAACUUGUUUUCUGCUACAUAAUGUGGAUUAAUUCUUUAUUUUUUCUGUCACAGUAUUAAUAAAUGGGUUUAUUGUAAAUACAAAGAAAAUAUAUAGAUUAAUAUAGUAUUCUUAUGUCACCUGGCAUUUUGUUAGAAAUUAUUUAUUGUUACUUUUAAUAAGAUUUUCUUCUUUUAUUACUGGCCAGAAACUGGGUGAUAAAGCUUUUGUUAUUUUUACAAAUAAACUUAAAACACAGCCUUUUUGGACAAAGUUCACUAAAUAUACCUGUAUGAAAGAUACUUGAGUGAAUUUUUAUGAGCCUUUUAAAAAUAAAAGAGCUUGGAUUCAG
This is a messenger RNA of Lepus europaeus (European hare), 2663 nucleotides long. It is a transcript of the gene TMEM41B, whose product is annotated as transmembrane protein 41B. The coding region runs from base 188 to 1063 and encodes 291 amino acids. NCBI's taxonomy places the organism in Eukaryota, Metazoa, Chordata, Mammalia, Lagomorpha, Leporidae. The transcript is spliced from 7 exons. The record is from RefSeq and is a predicted model, not a curated record. Gene Ontology annotation, cellular component: endoplasmic reticulum membrane.